AUGCAUGUGUAUGACCCUCCCAUCCCACCGGACCAGACUUUCUCACAAGGUUACUGGAGUGCUGUCAUCGCCGCCGUUCUCUACUUCAUUCUUGACUCCAUGUUGAUGAUCAAUCUGGUAGGCUACGUCCUUGGGCAUUACCCGCAACAUUUUGCUCUCACGGACGACCAGCGGACCUUGAUCCUACAGACCACGGCGUUUAUGGUCUGGUUGGCAGUUGGCGCGGCCGUCUUUCAACGCGUUAUGGAUAUCUCCUUCGCCGAUGCUCUUUAUUUUUCAGACGUCACGGUGCUGACGUUGGGGUUCGGUGACAUCACGGCCCAAAACAGCGUCGGAAAGGGCCUGGUCUUCCCCUAUGCAGUGAUUGGGAUCGUUAUCCUUGGUUUGGUGGUUGCGAGCAUCAGCAGGUUUACGAGAGAGCUGACUGAUGACAAUGUCAUCAAGACUCAUCUCCAGCGUAAGCGCGUCAAGGUUGUGGAGCGAUCAGUAACAAUCCCAUUGGACCCGGAAAAAGGGUCAAAUGAUGAAGUACGCCGUAGAGCCGGAUUCCGACGCCACAGAGAUUGCUCCCGAGAAAGGACAGGAAAGCAACCACUACGGUCAGUGGUUAGCGCCUCCCUUUCGGGAGCCAAGAACAAAACACUAGUGAUGAGGGAAGAAAAGGAUCGAUUCGAUGCGAUGCGGGCCAUUCAGUAUGAGACGCUUCGUUUCCGCCGCUGGACAUCCCUGAUCUUCAGUCUCAUUGCUUACGGCAUUGUCUGGUGCUGUGGAGCCGCCGUCUUCUGGAGUCUGGAGUCUUUGAAUUAUUUUGAUGCGCUGUAUUUCACGUUCUGCUCUCUGCUGACAGUCGGGUACGGCGAUAUCACGCCGAAGUCUAACCCUGGGCGGCCGUUUUUUAUAGUCUGGUCUCUGAUCGCAGUGCCGACUAUGACGAUCCUCAUUUCGAAAAUGAGCGAUACCGUGAUGGAGAGUUUCAAUAAUGCCACGAAAUGGGUUGCUGAAUUCACCGUCCUCCCGGAAAGCGGAAGAUACAGGGAGUUUGUUCACAAGCACCCGAUUCUCUAUAACCUGUUGCUGCGACGAACGCAAGCCAAGCGCAUCGCGCGGGGAUUUCGUGUUGGUGUCUACGAUGACGACCAUCGUGCGGAUAAUGCUAAUGACGACUCCGAUCGCGACCAUCCACCACGAACUUUGGAGGAACUAGCGAGCCAGCGAGUUCCCUCCCGCCGGCAGCUGGCUCGGGAGCUGGCCUUUGCGAUUCGGAGGGUAGCAAAGGAUAUCCGUAAGGGAGGGAUCAAGCGCUACUGCUACGAAGAAUGGGUUGAGUUCACGCGACUGAUCCGGUUCACGGACCCGAGUCGGAGCCAAUCGCAAUCCAUCGAGCUCGACGAGAACGAGUAUGGCCUGAUCCAGUGGGAUUGGAUCGGAGAAGACAGCCCGAUGCUGGCAGAGGAGACGGAGCCGGAAUGGGUGCUGAACCGGCUGUGUGAAAGUCUGCUACGAUACAUGGCGAGCGGGGACAACAUCAAUCCGGCAGGCCAGAACGACGGUGUCGACGACGACGAGGAGUCGGAAGAGCCGGUCCUCAGGAAACAGCGAGACAUUGGACUGGAAGAAGAAGAAAAAGACAACUCCUCGUCGUCGUUUCCAGACCUGAAACCCCAAUCCGCUGCCGGCAGCGGUUGCGGCAAGGUUGAUGACGAUGAUACGCCAGCAGAGACUAAAGACACUGUCGGCGAGACCAAGAUCAGUUUGGCGCCUUCGACUCUGUCUUCUACUUCUUCCACAUAUCGGCCCGUUUCCAACGAUGGAAAUGCGAUGAGAAAGACAACCCCAUCUGCUCCAUAG
Rasamsonia emersonii CBS 393.64 is the source of this 1848-nucleotide messenger RNA. RefSeq lists its product as uncharacterized. The record is from RefSeq and is a predicted model, not a curated record. Gene Ontology annotation, molecular function: potassium ion leak channel activity. The transcript has a single exon. Bases 1 to 1848 code for a protein of 615 amino acids. Lineage: Eukaryota; Fungi; Ascomycota; Eurotiomycetes; Eurotiales; Trichocomaceae. Gene Ontology annotation, cellular component: membrane. Gene Ontology annotation, biological process: stabilization of membrane potential; potassium ion transmembrane transport.